GACUGAGGUCAAAAGUCUUUUGAUCAUGUGAUUAGAGUUUUGACACUGAUGUUGAGAUAAGUGAAGUGAAACCGGAGCUCUUUGGAUUAAGCGGUUUGAGGCGUCACUUUAAACUUCAGAGCUGAAGGGAAUAGUUUACAUCAGCACUCCGGCAGCAAUGGAAGGCAACUGUGGAGUUCCUCUGGACCUGUUCCUCCACAUCUCUCUUGUUCCAUCUGUGUGCAUCAUAGCGAUACUGUCAUUCGUUCAACACAGAGAGAAGACACAGCCCUUUGAGGAACGGUUCCCCUACCUCAGAGGGCGAUUCGGAUUUGUUGUGCCUUUGGAUUUUAUCGGCAGUAUGAGUAACCGCUGGUCCUAUGGUGUUGCGUUCGGUGCCGUGACUCCCAGCGUGCUCCAACUCUUCACCGAGUCCUACACACCGUUUUCAGUUCCGGCCUGGGCCAAAGCAUUCCUGUAUCUGCUGGGGGCUCUGGAGGUGGGCAUGGCCUACAUGCCUUUCUUCGUCUGUCUGUCAACAACCCAUCGAGCGCUGGGAGGAGUCCUAGGAAUACUGUACACACUGGCCUGGUUGAUAGUGAGAUUAUGGGAUGUUGUCACCUGUCCUGGAGGUUUGGUUCUAGGGGAAUAUGAGAAGAUCAUCCUGCAGUGGCCGUGUUUCCUGUGUUUGGCAUUUCUGAUGGGGCGGUUCAUAUAUAUGGUGGCGAAGGAUGUCCGAAUUCAUUUACAGCUACAGAAUGAACAGGUAGAAGAGGAGAACUUUGUUCAGUCUCAUCAGUUCAGAUAUGUACAAACUCUACUGAGACGACCUACUGGACGGUUGCUGGAGAAGACCUGGUUCCAGAGAAGGGUCUAUGAAUGGGAUCCUUAUUUCAAAUUUCCUAAUAGGAUGAUUGGCACCGCCGUGAUCUCCCUUAUCGGACUCUACAUGGUAACUCUUGGGGACUACAGGGUGAGUGGUUAUAUCUUCUCGAUGCUGGUGUCUGUAACAGACUCUCUGGAGGAGCUGGCGCAUUCCAUCAACGAGACGGACAAUCUGUUCUUCACCCUGCUGCCAUUACUGGACGAGUUCAGCCAUGUGGCAUGGAAGGCCUGGUUUGCAACGACACUGUUCACCUCGCUGACGUCUGUUACCUACACCUUCCAUGUGCUGGCGUGUUACAGAAAGCAUAUAAAAAGGCUGUGGGCAGGAGAAAGGAGCUUUUUGCCUGAAAAAUACCGCAAACCCAGCUCAGCUGUUAGUGUGGCUGCGAUCACUCGCUACUCCGGCUGGCAGAUAGCCUUCACACUGUGGGGUUACCUGAUCGUCCACUUUGUCCAGUUCAUAUUUGCGCUGCUGUUUGUGUAUCUGGUGGUUCUGCCCAUUCAGAAAGAAGGCUUCCUACCCUGGUUCUCCCACGUUGCCAUCAUACUAUUAACCAUCUUCAUAGUGAUCAUCUUGGUGGUGCUGCAGGUCCUGCUGGUUCGGAUCUUCUUCCUGCAGGACAAACUCUCACCAGAGGACAAAGAAAAGCCCCUCGCACUCAAUAACAGGAAGGCCUUUCACAACUUUAACUACUUCUUCUUCUUCUACAACGUCAUCAUGGGGCUCAGCAACUGUAUCCUACGCUUGCUGAACAGCUGCAUUGUGGGUACCUGGCUUGUGCCUCGGAUUGACCGGACCAUAAUGCAGCGGGGCUAUGAGUCCAUGGAUCCAGGCUAUAGGACGUGGAUAGGGAUGAUCAUGGCCGAUCAUUACCAUAGCAACCCAGUUAUGGUCUGUUUCUGCCACCUGCUGCUCAGUCGGACUCUGGAACGGCAGGCAUCGGCCAACCCUUACUCACAGUUCAACAGCAGAGACAAUGGUCCAACCGGGGGCAGAGUCCGUGUGCGCUGGCUCCUAUUCUACACCCUCCUGAAAAACCCCAAACUCAUCCUGCUUAGGAAACGGCGAAGUUCCACCCCUAAAGACCCUCUGGCCAUCGCCCGGGCCAUGACCUCUAUGGUCAAAAACCCGUGACCAUCGGGAGAAAAGGCUGUGGUGGAUUUUUAGGGUUUUUGGGCGAAUGACUCCAUACAGUCUACAGCUUCCAUCAGCGCUAUCUACUGGAUAGAGUUCAAUGUGCAACCUCUACUGCUGUCCAGAUCAUUUUGGGGUGGUGUUCCAGUCAAAACACAGAGUGACACUUUAUCAGAAACCCUUCGCUUAUACCUUCUUAGGUACUUAUGUAUUCCCUGUUACGUCUGUGCCGAGUACAGACCACUUCCAUCAAUAAUGUCUAGACAGCAGUGGACCCUGGCUGGUUCAAACUGGUUAAGCUGGUAGAGCAGUCCAGCUCUUGACCAGUAUAGAGUAUGUUUAAUGGUUUAGCUGGUCUACAAGCACUAUAAUCUAUAAUCUAUAGUCUAUAAUCAACCUGAACCAAAGCUAGAUAUCCAGCUUGACCAAGAAUUGCAGCCUAUAUAAGAACAUUAUAAGAACGUUUAGCAACAUCUAAAACGUUAAAACGUUUCUAAAAUGUUAAAUAAAUUAUUUUUAGAACAUCCAGAAAAUGUGACAGGUUGAACAUUGCAAGAAUGUUAAUGAUAACAUUAAAAAAAUGUUCUACAAACCAAAAAAAAAUAAUUGGGACCAAAUGAAAGAAACAGCACAACCAGCAUCGCUUAGCUAGUCUACCAGUGUGAAAAGCAAGACCAAGAUUGUCGACUAGCAUCACCCCAGCUAACAGAGAACAUUAUAAGAACGUUUAGCAGCGUUUUGAAGAAGUUCCAGGAAGGUUAGCUGGUAACGCUACAUUACCACAACAAAAAAAUUAAAACACAAGUGUUGUUGCAGCGAGAUUACUGGAACUGGGCCAAAAUCAAAUGCAGCGUACACCAUUCUGGUCAAGAGCUGGUUAACCAGUAUAGACUAUGUUUGGCCUGGAUGACCAGCUUUUCAACCAACCUGAUAAUCAAAGACCACUUAGACUGUCUGAAACCAGUUACCAGCAGAAGCUGGUCUUGAGAUGUUUUUUAAGCAGGGUGUUUAUAUAUAGAGUGUGUAAAUGAGUGUGUAAGUGAGUGAGUAAAGCACUGUUUAACUGGUAAAUAAAAACAUUUUCUCCA
Molecule: messenger RNA, 3087 nt
Organism: Astyanax mexicanus (Mexican tetra)
Lineage: Eukaryota; Metazoa; Chordata; Actinopteri; Characiformes; Acestrorhamphidae
Gene: stra6l
Product: STRA6-like
Exons: 18
Coding region: 158-1999 (613 amino acids)
Biological process (GO): vitamin A import into cell
Cellular component (GO): plasma membrane
Molecular function (GO): signaling receptor activity; retinol transmembrane transporter activity
Source: RefSeq, a predicted model, not a curated record